Molecule: messenger RNA, 3396 nt
Organism: Osmerus eperlanus (European smelt)
Lineage: Eukaryota; Metazoa; Chordata; Actinopteri; Osmeriformes; Osmeridae
Gene: sesn3
Product: sestrin 3
Exons: 10
Coding region: 237-1697 (486 amino acids)
Biological process (GO): negative regulation of TORC1 signaling; positive regulation of macroautophagy; cellular response to L-leucine
Cellular component (GO): nucleus
Molecular function (GO): oxidoreductase activity, acting on peroxide as acceptor; L-leucine binding
Source: RefSeq, a predicted model, not a curated record
GCAAAGUUGGAAGUUCGCGCACCGAGGCGCUUGGCGUUGUGUGGGAAGUGAGACUGGGGAGGACGGAGCCACCGAAGACCACUCUUAAGAAAAGGCUUCGUAAUUCAACAGCUUGUCGGUCUCCCCAUCUCAUACCCACCACCGCCACACAUGCAACAACGUGGAGUACUGUAUUUUUUACAGAACGCCGAGAAGCAAAGGACGGUCUUGCUUUUUCUUUUAUCUCUGCUACCAACAUGAGCGUCAGUCCGGACUCCUUCACCUCCCCCAACCCGUUCCACAUCUGUAACAUCUGUCAGAAGGUGAUAAGCAAAAAGGAAAAUGGCGUCCGUGUGCCUCGACCCUUCUCCAGUGGACCCAGUGCCUUCAUUCCAAAGGAGGAGUUCGACGAGGCGUCGACCGUCGACCCCCUCACGGAGCAGCUGCUGGCCGAAGCGUUCUCCUCCGGGGGCUGCGUGGACCACCUGACCCAGGUGAUGGGACUGCACUCCCCUUACCUGGAGUCCUUCCUGCACAGCCAGUUCUACCUGCUCCGGAUGGACGGACCGCUGCCGCUGCACUGCCGCCAUUACAUCGCCAUCAUGGCAGCAGCACGUCACCAGUGUUCCUUCCUGGUUACCCAACAUGUGAGGGAGUUCUACAGGAUUGGGGUGUGUCUGGACUGGCUGAAGGGCUUGCAGUACGCCCCGCAGAGAUUGAGGAACCUCAACGAGAUCAACAAGAUCCUGGCUCAUAGGCCUUGGCUGAUCACCAAGGAGCACAUACAGAACUUGGUGAAGACAAGCGAGCACAGCUGGUCUCUAGCGGAGCUGAUUCACGCCGUGGUCCUGUUGGCCCACUUCCAUGCCCUGGCCAGCUUCGUGUUCGGCAGUGGCAUCAACCCGGAGAUGGAGCCCCAGAACGCCAACAGUUUCCAGUCCGUCUACAUUAGUAACUUCUGUUCGUGUGACCUAGCCAGCGACCAUCAUCUGGACCGCGACGGCAUCUUCAGCAGCACCAGCCCAGGGAGCACCGACUCUGUCAGUGAGUUGGAGGCGCUGAUGGUGAGGAUGAAGAGACUGCAGGAGGAGAGAGAGGAGGACGAGGCCUCCCAGGAAGAAAUGGCCACCCGCUUCGAAAAGGAGAAGAAAGAGAGCCUCCUGGUGGGGUCUGGAGAUUUCGAGGAUGAGGUGAUGCCCAUAUCGAAAGUGUCCCGUUUCGUGGAGGAUGCCACCUUUGGAUACCAAGACUUUGCCCGGCGUGGGGAGGACAACCUGCCGACGUUUAGAGCACAGGAUUACUCCUGGGAAGAUCACGGAUUCUCCCUGGUGAACAGGCUGUACUCGGACAUCGGCCUCCUGCUGGACGAGAAGUUCCGAACGGCGUGCGACCUGACCUACUACAACAUGGCCAGCCACGAGGACGUGGACACCACCAUGCUUCGAAGGGCUCUCUUCAACUACGUCCACUGCAUGUACGGCAUCAGGUAUGAUGACUACGACUACGGGGAGGUCAACCUGCUGUUGGAGCGCAGCCUGAAGGUUUACAUCAAGACCGUGACUUGUUACCCGGAGAGGACCACGCGCCGGAUGUACGACAGCUACUGGCGCCAGUUCCGCCACUCGGAGAAGGUCCAUGUCAACCUGCUUCUGAUGGAAGCCAGAAUGCAGGCAGAACUAUUAUACGCCCUGCGCGCCAUCACCCGCUACAUGACCUGACCAACCCGUCAACUGUCGACUCCGGUUUGACCGAUGCCAGCCCCUGUCCUCUCCACCACACCUUCCUGACAAGUCACAACUGUCCUUGGAACAGGAAGCAGAACUGUUUGUGUGUCUGUGUCUGUCUGUGUCUGUUUCUCUCUGUCUUUCUGUAUGGCAUGUGCCUUUAACGUUGGCCUUUUCUAGCUAGAUAGAGACACCUUUUUUAAAGUGUAGUGCAAUAUAUUGUAGAGAUUCCCCUCCAAAUGACGAAAUAUGCUAAGAUGAAAGAAAUCCUGUAAAGUGUAUGCAGAAAUGGGCGCGAUACAGGAGAGCACAAGUUUGUCUGUUCGUUCCUCCACUUAGCUACAUCCCAAGCUACUCCAUUCAGAGGGAGGAUUUUGAAUAGCCGUUAACAGUGUUAAAGAACUUUUGAAUAUAUCACUGAAUGUGUGCCUUGAUUUGGGACUGUCUCUACGACAUCAGAAAUGAGAUGAUCCAUUUAUCUUGAGAUCUGAGAGAGAAUUACUUUUGUUGAGCUCUUGGAUUUGUUUAAAAGUGCAAUAUAUGUUUUCUGUUUUUUUUUAAAUAGAUUUAUAGAUUUUAUAAUGAUCGUUCUGUAACUGAAAGGCCAGGACAGAAAACACCAACGGUCUUUUUUUUAUGUGGAUUAACAUCAUUGUCGUUAAUCUGACAAAUCACAUGAAUGAAUGUUAAAGAAGUAUUUCUCUGCAUUGCUUACUUCAUGCACCACGAAGCCCAUCCUGACCUUAAAGUCUUUGUUCCAUGUCUACAAAUAUUCCAUGAUGGAAUGUGAACCAGGACAUAUUUUAAGAUCUCCGAACAGGUUAAUCAAAUAUGGCAAUUGCUUUUAUGAUGGAUCUUUAAAGACAAGCCUGUAGUGGAGUUUGUGUUUAUUUUCCACAUUUACCAAAGAAUGUACAGAGUACGGAUGAUAAAUCAACAAUAGGAAUACUUCAAAUCUAAGAUAAGCUAGGCGUUCUUUUUAUUUGGUUUUAUAAUUUUAAAUGUGUCACCUUGCAAGGGAAAUUCUGCCGUCUUCUAAGUGUUUGAGUGACAAGCACUGGAUGCUUAUAUCUUGUCCAGUCUACGGUUGUGAAACCAUGAUUCUUUUGUGAAUGAUUACUGCUCUUUGCACAUGUGUAUCUGCAAAUUAUGGACCCAGCUACUGAUGCCUGUGUGAAUCAGCUCAAGCAGAUCUUUACUGUUAAAAAAUAUGUUGUAAUUCCCAGUUAGAAAAUGAUUGCAAUGUAUUGCAUACUUUCUUUCAAAUGUAGACUACUGCUUAUGACAUUUCAUUGUAAUUGUGUAGCAGUCUUUCAUAGCCAUCACCAAGAUAUGAUCACCUGGCUUGUGAGUUUACUUGUGUACGUAAAAUGUGAAGUGUCAGAAGUAUUGAAUUAUGUUGCCAACAUAGCAUAUGUGAAUGCUGUCAUUUACUAAAAAGGUUCUUACAUGUUUGUUAGUAACUUUCAGACUAAGCAGAUCCACUCUAACUUAAGUCAAACAUUUAUGUUUCAUUCAUGAUAUGUUUUCCAAUAAUAGUAUCAUUAGAAAGUAAAAAUCACCACUUGAGACAAAGUUUCACUUUUAUUCUCCCAGAUUUUGUCUUUGAGGAUUGAUAAAGUAUUUAAGAUUGCAAUACAACCCAAAUGUUCUUGUGUUUGGUUGAAAUUAAAAUAAAGACUGUGCAAUCCCA